AUGUCGAACUCCUCCAGCUCUUCACCGCUGACAGAACAGCUAAUCUUGGUGGCGGCGUACGGGCUGGCCUUCCUAAACUCCGUUCAGCAUGGGCAGUACUUGAUGGCGCAGUUCCCGAAGCUAGCCCUCCUCUUCGAGCCCAUCCUCCCCUUCCUCGCCUUCUAUAGAUCCAUCCCCUACUCCUCCUUCGUCGCCUUCUUCAUCCUCUAUUUGGGCGUCGUAAGAAACCCUAGCUUCCCCGCCGCUACAUCAGGUUCAACGCCAUGCAACAUUUUCCUCGUCAUUCCGCUUCUCUUCCAGUGCAUCUUCUCCAUCGAUACUGGGCCAAUCAUGGUCUUCUUCAGCAACGCCAUUUCGUCGAAGGCACUUGAUGGCGCAAAACCCUAA
This is a messenger RNA of Cajanus cajan (pigeon pea), 387 nucleotides long. RefSeq names its product protein TIC 20-II, chloroplastic. The record is from RefSeq and is a predicted model, not a curated record. NCBI's taxonomy places the organism in Eukaryota, Viridiplantae, Streptophyta, Magnoliopsida, Fabales, Fabaceae.